This is a messenger RNA of Heterostelium album PN500, 228 nucleotides long. RefSeq lists its product as uncharacterized. The transcript has 2 exons. The record is from RefSeq and is a predicted model, not a curated record. Bases 1 to 228 code for a protein of 75 amino acids. Lineage: Eukaryota; Evosea; Eumycetozoa; Acytosteliales; Acytosteliaceae.
AUGGCAAAGAAAAAUAGUAAAAUUUUGAGAAGAAGAGAACACGCUUAUGAUCUUAUCAGAGAGAAGGAAGCAAUGGAGAGACGUAACAAGAGAUUGGAAAGCAAACAAAACAAGAGAAAGAUGGAAGAAGAACAAGAAAAGUUGCAACAAAAGAUGGAGGUUGAUGAAGUAACCGUUGAAGGAAACAGAAGAGGUGGAAAGAAAAUGAGAAAAUCAUCUGAUGAAUAA